Wasmannia auropunctata (little fire ant) is the source of this 2945-nucleotide messenger RNA. RefSeq names its product codanin-1 (gene dlt). The transcript is spliced from 10 exons. Bases 339 to 2837 code for a protein of 832 amino acids. NCBI's taxonomy places the organism in Eukaryota, Metazoa, Arthropoda, Insecta, Hymenoptera, Formicidae. Gene Ontology annotation, cellular component: nucleus. The record is from RefSeq and is a predicted model, not a curated record. Gene Ontology annotation, biological process: chromatin organization.
CCUAACCUAACUCGGCCGACCCGGUUGUAAAGUGAGAAAAAUCGAUCGAAGAUGCGGUGAUCGCGCAUCCCAUAUGUUUGAAAAUAUUAUCUCCUGUUAUGGAAAAAUGUGCACUGUGCGAUUGAAGAUCGUGUAACAGCGCCAAUUGUGUGUAUCUUCCGUUUAAUUGAAAUCUCGCUUCCUCGACAAUACUCGACAGUUCUCCAACAUGCUCCGUGAACAUAACCUUCAAAAUUGUGGACAGAGAAAGUAAAAGAUGUUGAAAUGAUGUUCGACUGAGAGGAACGAGAUACUCGAUCAACGAACAGACCCGCUAGAGAAAAAUUGAUCCGCACGAGAUGGGGGAGAUAAACGUGUCCUUUCAAAUUGACACCGACAACCGCGAGCACUUCUCGUCCGCCAUCGCGUUUCACACCUUCAAGAAGCAGCGAGACGCCUUUUACGAUAUACUGAGGAUCUGGGAGGAGAAUCAUCUGGUGGCGGGAUGGGUGUUCCAAAUCGCGCUGGGCGGCAAGAUAAGGAGCAUGUUGACGUUGCACAGCGACUGCACCAAUUAUUACCACAUCGCCAGGUUGUUCAAGUCGCAGCUGCUGAUAUCGUGCAUACAGAACGGACAUCAGGACGACGUGGUGGACGACGAGAGCUUGAAUUUCCUGAAAGCUCUGAAGCACGUCAAUCCUGAAAAAUUGACGCAGCUCAGCAAGAGAUUUGUGACUCCCCUGCCGUCGCAGAGUCAGAGCGUCGGCCCUUCGUUUCCUGGCAUGCAGGAGUUUUUCAAAGAUUUCAUAUUGCAUGCAUUCAACCCGAUGUUUUACACGCAUCUGGAGAACUGUUUUGUACACGAGAUACUGGAAUUGAACGAUACUCAGUUUGCUAAUAGCGAGAUAGAAGACUCAGAAACAAUGGUUGACGAUCAAACGCAGCGGAAUUUCAUUACUUGCUUAACCAGCUUGAGGCUUCUUGCAAAAGUAUUAGGACUUUUAGUGUCAUUGCCGUACAGAUCUGAAUGUAAUACUACCAAGGAGAUUAUAAUGACGCAAGUAGAGAUAAGGAGCAAGGUAUUACCAUCGCUAAACUUACAAGCCUGCCUUCAGAGCGCCAUAGUCGAGGGCAAGCUUUCGCUGACGAUACCUUGGAUAGUGAAAUAUCUAGCCAUGAUGGACAUCGUGUCGCUUCGGCUGCCGUAUUAUAAGCAGAUCCUGGAACUGCUGUAUUACAUUUACCACGCUGUCAAUCACACCGAUCUUACCGCCCCCGAUUGCCUUAUUUCUCAACAAUCCGCCGUGCUUCUCAAGUCCAGUCUGUCCUGGCUGUUCGACCUACCGAACUUUCCCCGAGAUUUCUAUAUCGCCUUCCAAAAGACUUGCAAGAUCAAGGAGCUGAAGGGUCUGAAACAGAUGGAGAAGUUUUCCGAGAAGAAGAGGAAUUCGCAUUCCGUCGAUUGCGUGAUUCCCGUGAAAAGUAGUCUCGACAAAUUGGACAUAAUUACCGAGCGAACGAUGCGCAUGUGCUGUCCGCGCACGGAAUCGGCUCUCACGGUGUUUCAUGGUGGAAACGGGACGAAUUUGAAUAUCAAUUCCAACAAGCAUAUUACACCUGUCACUAGUCAGUUACGUAAAUUGGGAGGCACCACCACUCGCGCGAAACAUUUGGAGCUACAGUUGGAGGAAGCCUUUUUCCACGGUCAACCGGCUUCCACGCGAAAGACCGUUGACUUCGUUUCCGAAAGGGUCGCGUCGACUUGCGUGAAGCGCAUAUGCAACACCCUGUUGGCUACGUCACGAGAAGCAAAUUUAAAUUCCUUCAGGAAGAUUCUGAAGCGGAAGCACGUCGAGAACGACUCCGACGAGCAGGGUGAACUGUCAAGAAAUUACUUCAAUGAAUUUAAGGCUCUGCUUGUGAGCGACAUGAAUACGUUGGCCAACAAUGCGUCGAGAGAGCUGAAGGAUCAGUGCGAGAAAGCAAUCCCGGGAAUCUGCGAGACGCGAGUCGCGGCAUCGAUAGAAUCUCUAUUAGCGGAAGACUCGCUAGCGGCGGUCAAGGAAAUGUGUAUCAAGAUCGCGACUAGAAUGGCGAUGGAACGAAUAAAUCAGUGGAUUCAGUCGCAUAUCGCCGGCGAUUCCUUAUUCAUUAAGGACAUGGAGCUCGAGAUUAACAGGUUCUUUCGGAACAGCAGUCCUGUGCAUUCCAAGCAGGAGAAACGUCACAAUACGAAUGCCCCUAGUCCUACUGUCAUGAUGGACGAGCUUCGGGGAUUAAUAUGGCAUAUGCUGGAUGACAAUGGUAUAGGUUUAACUGUUUCAUCUAUACUAGAAAUUUUAGACAAAUUGUAUCAGUCAUUCAGUCAAAGAGGUGAUUUAUUACCGGGGCCGCAGAAAGUUUUGUAUUAUCUCAGUAUGGAUUUCGCGCUGUUUUUAGUGGCGUACAGGACGGAUCUCUUUACAAGAGAGGUCCAGGACAAAUUGAUUAGGAUAUGGUCGUCGGACAGUCUGAGAGACGACGAGGACGAUUCGCCCAUGCAUAGAAUUCUGUGUGCCAGAAAUAUCAUGUUACUGAUGCAACCGCGAAAUGAUGCGAUAUGGCCAGUUUUUGGGAAAUUUCUGAAAAGAUUAUUAGAGACUAAAAUACUCAAUGGAGACAGUCUGAGUGAUCAGUGUGUAGCUUUAUUUAGACGAGACUGGCCUGUGCCUUUGUUAAAACUUUUAUCGAAGUGCCUGUCCGAGGCCAUUGAGGGUUACAAAGCGACGGAUGAGGCGACAGAGAAAGUCAAGUACCUCCUUGGCUGGAUAGCGGAAACAUAUCACGAGAUCGAAUUUUGCGACGAUGAUGAUCUGUAGACUGACGAGCGUUAAUAGGUGGUUAACGAUACUGCGAUAAUUGGAAAGUAACGAUCUUGUUGAGAUAAAAAUUUCUGUAAAUACAAUUACUAUGUGUAUAUAUACAUA